Synchiropus splendidus (mandarinfish) is the source of this 599-nucleotide messenger RNA. Its product is annotated as interleukin-8-like. Gene Ontology annotation, biological process: inflammatory response; cellular response to lipopolysaccharide; neutrophil chemotaxis. Bases 81 to 380 code for a protein of 99 amino acids. The record is from RefSeq and is a predicted model, not a curated record. NCBI's taxonomy places the organism in Eukaryota, Metazoa, Chordata, Actinopteri, Syngnathiformes, Callionymidae. The transcript has 4 exons. Gene Ontology annotation, molecular function: CXCR chemokine receptor binding; chemokine activity. Gene Ontology annotation, cellular component: extracellular region.
GGAGUGAAGUGGAACAAGAACAGCAGAGCGAUAACAGCAAAAUUUAAGCAUCGCAGCUGAACUGACGUCUAGAAGACACAAUGAUGAGCAGCAGGAUCCUCGCAACAAGUGCCCUUGUCCUUCUUGCAUUCCUCACUAUCAGCGAAGGAAUGACUCUACGGAGUUUGGGAGUGGAGCUGCACUGUCGCUGCAUCCAGACAGAGAGCAAACCUAUCGGCCGCCACAUUGAGAAGGUUGAGCUGAUCCCUGCCAACUCUCACUGCGAAGACACUGAGAUCAUUGCUACGCUGAAGAAGAGUGGAGAGGAAGUCUGCCUGGACCCCGAAGCUCCCUGGGUGAAGAGAGUCAUUAAAAGAAUCCUUGAGAGCAGAAGACGCUGAGUGUUUCCAGAUAACGGAGAAAAUACCGACAAGUAUUUAUACAGAGAAAGACAAUGCACUUUAAUUUAUAAAACAUCGAUUGCUUGUUAUGGUCAACACUGGAAUUUUCCAUUGCUUGAGUUUCCCUCUGUUGUGACAAACUGUUGUUGAACAUAUUUAUUGAUGUAUUUAUGAAUAUUUAUAUGUGUUAUUUUAUAACCUGAAAAACAAUGAAUAAAA